Messenger RNA from Solanum pennellii, 1115 nucleotides. Its product is annotated as proteasome subunit alpha type-3-like. NCBI's taxonomy places the organism in Eukaryota, Viridiplantae, Streptophyta, Magnoliopsida, Solanales, Solanaceae. The transcript is spliced from 9 exons. Bases 110 to 859 code for a protein of 249 amino acids. The record is from RefSeq and is a predicted model, not a curated record. Gene Ontology annotation, cellular component: proteasome core complex; nucleus; proteasome core complex, alpha-subunit complex. Gene Ontology annotation, biological process: ubiquitin-dependent protein catabolic process.
UCCAUUUUCUUCUUCUUCUGUAUAUUCCGUCGUUUCAUUCUCCAGAAAGCUUUGAACUCAAAAUUGGAAAUCUACAGUGGAAACAGCGAAGAGGAUCGAAACGUAGAAAAUGAGCAGCAUUGGAACUGGUUAUGACCUAUCGGUGACGACAUUCUCGCCGGACGGAAGAGUUUUUCAGAUCGAGUACGCCGGAAAAGCUGUUGAUAAUAGUGGUACUGUUGUUGGAAUCAAGUGCAAGGAUGGAAUCGUAUUGGGAGUUGAGAAGCUGAUUGCGUCGAAAAUGAUGUUGCCGGGAUCUAAUCGUCGGAUUCACUCUGUUCAUCGUCAUUCUGGCAUGGCUGUUGCAGGGCUGGCUGCUGAUGGGAGGCAAAUUGUUGCCCGUGCAAAGUCUGAAGCAACCAGCUUUGAAAGUGUAUAUGGUGAACCGAUUCCAGUGAAAGAACUUGCAGAACGUGUUGCUAGUUAUGUACAUUUAUGCACACUUUACUGGUGGCUCAGGCCUUUCGGAUCUGGGGUAAUCCUUGGAGGCUAUGAUAGAGAUGGACCUCAACUCUAUAUGGUUGAGCCAUCCGGUGUCUCCUAUAGGUACUUCGGUGCUGCUAUUGGGAAGGGCAGACAGGCUGCUAAAACUGAAAUUGAGAAGUUGAAGCUCUCUGAAAUGACGUGUCGGCAAGGGGUUAUUGAGGUAGCCAAAAUAAUUUACGGAGUUCAUGAUGAGGCAAAGGACAAGGCAUUUGAACUGGAAAUGAGUUGGGUGUGUGAUGAGUCUAACCGGCAGCACCAGAAGGUUCCCGCUGAUCUGUUAGAGGAAGCCAAGGAUGCAGCUAAAGCUGCACUUGAAGAGAUGGACGCAGACUAGUGGCGCAAAUACAACUCUGCUCUCUCUAUUUACUACUUUUAUCAACUGAAUCAAAUAGUCUGCUCUGGCUCUGUCCUGUUUGGAAUUUGGCACCUGUAUGACAAUUGUUUUUAGUGAUGAAAGAGAUCUGAUAUUGUUUUCACUGUUGACUGUAAUCUGUACGCGUAAAUUUCGUAGAUCAAGAGGAUAGGUUGCUUUCUUAUAUGGGGAAUUCUCGGUAUUUAGCAAUAUUUAUGGCUGCUGUUUUUUUACUCAA